AAGUAACUGUGAGAGGUGCUGCCUUGAACCCGCCCGACGCUCCCGAACUGCUUCACUUGCAACCGUCUGGAGUCCUUCCGUGUCUAACCCUGCCCCGUCAAGAGUUGGAAUCUGAGAAGGAGGACUUCACCUCGCAGUCACCCCCUGAGGCACCAUGGUUGCGUCGAAGGAAGAGGCUGUGGCCUUCAAGAAUCAGGGCAAUGAUGCCUUCAAGAAGCAGGACUGGAUCGAGGCCAUCGACUACUACUCCAAGGCCAUCGAUGCAUACUCCGAGGAUCCCUCGUUCUAUACGAACCGCGCCCAGGCAUAUAUCAAGACUGAGAUGUAUGGGCUGGCUAUUGCAGAUGCGGACAGUGCCAUUGCGUUAGACCCGGAGAAUGUGAAGGCAUACUAUAGAAGGGCGUCGGCCAAUACAGCCAUACUACACCACUCCGAUGCACUGCGAGACUGGAAGCUCGUAGUCAAGAAGGCUCCCAAGGAUUCGGCCGCUCGCAUGCGUAUGGUCGAGUGCGACAAGGUGGUCAAACGCGAUGCGUUCCUCAAAGCUAUUGAGAUUGAGGACGCACCGAGCGCGGCUGAGGGCUUGGAUCUGGAGCAUAUGGCGCUGGAGCAGAACUAUGAUGGUGUGAAGCUUGAGGAGCAGAUAACGCCCGAGUUUGUUGAGGACAUGAUAGACAGGUUCAAGAAUGGGAAGAAGCUGGCGAGGAAAUACGUCUUCCAGAUCAUAUUAGCGGUCAAGAAGAUUGUGUAUGAUGAGCCGACGAUGGUUGAGGUCGAAGUGGAACAAGGGAAGACUAUCACAGUCUGUGGAGAUACUCAUGGCCAAUUCUUCGACUUGCUCAACAUUUUCAAGCUCAAUGGAUUCCCGAGCGAAACCAAUGGCUACUUGUUCAACGGCGACUUUGUGGACCGUGGCUCCUGGUCCACUGAAGUUUGCCUGCUCCUAUACGCCUACAAAUGGUUGUAUCCGACAAGUUUCUUCCUGAACCGCGGCAACCACGAGACAGAUGACAUGAACCGCAUGUACGGCUUCGAAGGCGAAUGCCGCGCCAAGUACAACGAGCGCGUCUUCAAGGUUUUCUCCGAAUCUUUUUCUGCCCUACCCCUUGCGACUCUCAUCGGCAAGAAGCACUUUGUCCUCCAUGGCGGUCUCUUCUCCGACGACGCCGUCUCACUCGACGACGUCCGCAAGCUAAACCGCCACAAGCAACGCCAGCCAGGCCAGUCUGGUCUCAUGAUGGAGAUGCUCUGGACAGACCCGCAGCCCAAUCCCGGACGUGGCCCCAGCAAGCGUGGUGUGGGUAUGCAGUUCGGGCCGGAUGUCACGAAGCGCUUCUGCGAGGCCAAUGGUCUUGAGACCGUCAUCCGCAGUCACGAGGUCCGAAUGGAGGGCUACGAAGUUGAGCAUGAUGGACGAUGUGUUACCGUCUUCAGCGCUCCUCAUUAUUGCGAUAAUACCGGCAACAAGGGCGCCUUCAUCAACAUCGGGCCGGAAUUGAAGCUCAAAUUCAAUCAAUUCGAGGCUGUGCCGCAUCCAGACAUCAAACCGAUGGCUUACGCCUCGAACGGGCUGAGCGGGCUGAUCUAGACGCGCGAUCGCAGGGGACAUACGAAAGCGCUGAAAAUGAUGGGAAGAAACAAGUCUUGCAUAGCCCAUUGGUGUUAGCGGCGUAGGCAUGGGAUCAUUGCAUAGGUACCUCAGAUUGUUGGGGUGCCGGUGGCACAUCUGUUUCGGUAUAUCUUGGGAAUCAUUCAGACUAGGAACGAGGAGUUCGGAAUUGUAUCAUAGGGGUAGUUGGAUGAUGGGCUGGAGUAUAUAGGCCCUGCGUAGAUAAAGAUGAAUGUACUGAAGGUACUCAGCUCG
This is a messenger RNA of Mytilinidion resinicola, 1864 nucleotides long. Its product is annotated as serine/threonine-protein phosphatase-like protein 5. The coding region runs from base 155 to 1588 and encodes 477 amino acids. Gene Ontology annotation, molecular function: protein binding; protein serine/threonine phosphatase activity. The record is from RefSeq and is a predicted model, not a curated record. NCBI's taxonomy places the organism in Eukaryota, Fungi, Ascomycota, Dothideomycetes, Mytilinidiales, Mytilinidiaceae. Gene Ontology annotation, cellular component: cytosol; nucleus. The transcript has 4 exons.